AUGCCAACUCUUGCUGAAUUGAAGCUGAUCCGCCACAAGACAGCACAGUUGGAUGAGAAAAUCCAGCAAUUGGAACGCCGGCGGGCAAACAUGAUCAUCACGUCAAGACACCUCGUUGAUGCUUUUCGAGCUCUCGCGGGAGAAUAUGCGAUAAGCUGCGAUGUCGUUGCGUUGACUGGUAAGCCAGUCAACGAUCCAAAAGUUGCUGAUCCUGUGAUCUGCAAUCAAGGAGAUAGAAGACUGAUGGAAAAUGAGAACAUCAAUAAGGCGGAUAAGGAUGUUUUGAAUCGCAUCGCCCAUUCCCUCCAAAUGACUGGUGAUCUCCGAGUUUACAUGUUGUUCGGAAAAGAAAAUAUUAAUCCUCUUCCCCGUCCAAAGAUUCAGACUGUUGGGAACUUAAAAUAUCUAAAAGAUAUAACUCAUGUCAAGGACGUGGUUACGACAGUUUUGGAGUACCGAGCUUUCUUGGCAAACGUGGAUGAUCCAAAUCCGAUGACAGUUACCGAACGAUGGAAUGAAGAGAAUGGUCAAGGAACCUCUGAUCACUUGCAAGUGUUUGCUUAUCAAUCUCUCCCGGAUUCCCCAGUUGACACUGUUCGUCAAUCCUUCUUCUGCCUAUCCUCAUUUUGCAGUAAGAUUAUUAUCUGUGUCGUGCUUUUUAAAGUCUCGAGUAUUGAUUCAAAUUUUUUAAAAACACUGAUGUCAAUGCUCAACUGCCCAAUGAUUGGAAAUAAAUUCUUCUGA
Molecule: messenger RNA, 744 nt
Organism: Caenorhabditis remanei
Lineage: Eukaryota; Metazoa; Nematoda; Chromadorea; Rhabditida; Rhabditidae
Exons: 8
Coding region: 1-744 (247 amino acids)
Source: RefSeq, a predicted model, not a curated record